AUAUAAUGCCACAUGACCGUUACAAAAACUGCUGAGAAGUCCAGACAGUUAGGCAGACAUAGUGGAAAGCUGAAGCAAUUUGGCUAUGAAACUGAGACUGACGUUGAGGGCUAAUACCAGACGCCUUCGCUCCCUUCCUCUGUUCGAUCAUCGCCCAUUGCUCUUCCUAGAUUCUCGAACCCCGGCAACCUCGAACCCUCCUAGCUUGGAGCUCGAUGGAGUUCGGCAUCGGUGCUGUCGCUCUCCCCUUGUUCGCCGCCCGAGGCCGGAGACGGCGGCGGCAGCGGAGGCAUUCCACGCCGAUGCGAUCAAGAAAGGGUCCAUGCGGAAUGCGAGCGUGGGCAACUACGUUCUGGCUAUUUACGCGAAAACCCGAAAGUUGGGCGAUGCCCGGAAGCUGUUCGAUGUGUUGCCCGAACGAGACGUCCGGGCUUGGACGAUUCUUCUGUCCGGUUUUGCACGCGAUGGGUCUUGUGGAAUGGUUUUGGAUCUUUUCGGGGCUAUGGUGAUUGAGGGUGUUUGUCCGAAUCGCUUUACUUUGUCAAGUGUCUUGAAGUGUUGUUCCAGCUUGAAUGAGCUGAAACUGGGCAAAGUUGUUCAUGGGUGGAUCGUCAGAAACCAAAUUCAUGUUGAUGCCGUGUUGGAAAACUCUGUUCUUGAUGUUUACGCGAAAUGCGGGGAUGUUGUUGUUGCGGAGAGGUUGUUUGAUUUGAUGAGAGAGAAGAAUACCAUUUCUUGGAAUGUAAUGAUUGGUGCAUACCUACGUGGUGGAGAUACACAGAAAUCGUUUGAUCUGUUUCAAAGGAUGCCAUACAAAGAUGUUGCUAGUUGGAAUACGAUUAUAGAUGGGCUUAUGCAAAAUGGAUUGGAAAGAAGGGCACUGGAGCUGCUUUAUGAGAUGAACGGAAAAGGACCAGUGUUUAACGAGGUGACCUUUUCCAUAGCUCUGGGUUUGGCCUCUUUUUUGUCUCUUUUGGAUGUUGGAAGGCAAGUUCAUGGGAUAGUUAUUAGAUUGGGAAUCAACAGCAAUGAAUUUAUCAGGACUUCUCUCAUAGAUAUGUAUUGCAAAUGUGGAGAAACUGAAAAGGCUUCAAUAGUAUUUCAUUGUUGGCCUUUAAUGUUUAUGAGCACAAAGAACUGCGAGAUAGCUUACAAGGAUGCAUAUGCAUGCAGUUCAUUGGUUUCUGGGUAUGUGAAGAAUGGUAACUAUGAAAACACCUUUGAAGUAUUUAGCACGAUGGUCCGAAAAUGUAUGAAGGUGGACAAAUAUACCAUUACAAGCAUUAUUUCAGCAUGUGCAAAUGUUGGUAUAUUAGAACUUGGUCAAAAGAUCCAUGCCUACGUCCUGAAAGUUGGGUAUUACGUGGAUGUUCACCUUUCGUCCUCAUUGAUUGAUAUGUAUUCCAAAUGUGGGAGCCUCAAUGAUGCCCUGUCAGUAUUCGAGCAGAGUCAAGACUCGAAUGUUGUGUUAUGGACUACAAUGAUAUUCAGCUUUGCUUUGCAUGGGAGAGGUAAGGAGGCUGUUCGGCUUGUUGAGUGUAUGAUAAAUGAGGGAACUAUACCAAAUGAGAUCACUUUUGUUGGUAUAUUAACUGCUUGCAGCCAUGCAGGACUGCUUGAAGAGGGUCGUGAACAUUUCAGGCUCAUGAAAGAUGUAUAUGGAAUCAAACCUGGAAUAGAACACUAUGCUUGCAUGGUGGAUCUUUAUGGGCGAAGCGGUUUGUUGAAUGAGGCUAAGGAUUUCAUUUAUAGCAAUGGCAUAUCUGACCAAAUUGCAAUUUGGAAGUCAGUUCUAUCUUCCUGUCAACUCUACAAAAGAGUUGAUAUGGGGAAGUGGGUUUCUGAAAAACUAAUCCAACUCAAUUCAUGUGAUCAGGAACCUUAUGUUUUGUUGUCAAACAUGUACGCCACUGAUCAAAAAUGGGAGCAGGCUGCUCUAGUUAGAAAUCAAAUGGAAAAGGGAGGGCUUAAAAAGCACCCUGGACAAUCAUGGAUCCAAGUGAAUGGUCAGGUGCAUGCAUUUAUAAUGGGAGACCAUUUGCACCCACAAGCUGCUGAAGUACAUUCGUACUUGGGAAAACUAAUUGGAUAACUAAAGGAAAUUGGAGAUUCUCUGAAUGUGAAGUCGGCAAUCUAGGAUGUAGAAGAAGAGAGAGAAUAAUCUUGUUUCACAGUGAGGAGAAAAGAACCUUCCUUUCAUGUUUGGAAUUUGUGUUGACUGUCAAAACUUCGCCAAGUUUGCUUCCCAACUCUUAGAUAGGGAAACAGUCAUUGGAAUACAUCAAUUCCAUUAUUUUAAGAGUGGCAAAUGGUCCUGUGGUGAAUUUUGGUGAAAGCAACUUCAGAAAAAACAUGUCAUGUAGUUUGUUUCAGUGGGGUUUGGAACUUUCAGUAAGUGGGAGACAAGCAAUCUAUGCAUACCCAUGAAAAGCAGCUCCGCAAAUAAAGCGUGUGGUUAAUCUUGGACUUGUUAAGGCUGAAAAAAGACUAGUUCCUCAAGCUUCAGCAUCCAGCUAUCAUCGGUAUCCAAAUUGUAUAAUCCAGACAAGAGUGCAGGAUAAGCCAGAGCAAUUCCAAGUUUUUCCUUCCUCGUUAUACCCUGUAUUUACCAAUCAAAUGAAGAAAGUUCACCCUAUGCUUGGGCUGUUUACUUUUUUAUAAGCAAGAAGAGAAAAUCAACGAUAACUGUGGCCAAGUCUUGCAAUCAAUCAACAAUAAACUCUUAGAGGAUGUUGAAGCAUGUAGAGGAGUUGUCGUAGCAUAAGCUUUGAGUAUGUCAUCUAUUUCCUUCUAAUGAAGCAGAAUACACAGUUAUUUGAACCUUUUUCGUUUGCUAGUUCUUCAAUGUUCUAGAUCUUGGAUGUGUUUUUUCUUCCUGAAAGAGCUACAUAGAUUGUGUUCAUGAGAAACUAUAGAUGUCACAGUUAAAUUGAUGCUUGCAACACCAGUCAUUUAUUUAAAUGUGCUUAUAUAACAAGAAGAUUGAUUCAA
Messenger RNA from Syzygium oleosum, 2991 nucleotides. RefSeq names its product pentatricopeptide repeat-containing protein At2g22070-like. The transcript has 2 exons. Gene Ontology annotation, molecular function: RNA binding; protein binding. Gene Ontology annotation, biological process: RNA modification. Bases 86 to 2092 code for a protein of 668 amino acids. The record is from RefSeq and is a predicted model, not a curated record. Lineage: Eukaryota; Viridiplantae; Streptophyta; Magnoliopsida; Myrtales; Myrtaceae.